Notodromas monacha is the source of this 967-nucleotide messenger RNA. Lineage: Eukaryota; Metazoa; Arthropoda; Ostracoda; Podocopida; Cyprididae. The record is from the annotation of a GenBank genome assembly.
AUGCGGGCCGACUGUUGGUUCGGGCGUGGCAUGACAUGCAACAUGAGAGAUGGCACCGUGUCGACAAGUGGCAUGUUUAAUAAUAUGUACAUGAAAAUGACGGAAACAACUCCGAUAAUAAAAUCCAGCGAAGUAGGCUGGAAAAUUCACCUUCACGACCCAAAGGAUAUCCCUGUCCUCGACAUUCAAACGCAUGGUUUCACCGUUUUGCCUGGCUGGAGCAAAGACGUUCGUUUGCAAAUUCGCGACUUUCGCACAUUGAAUACAAAACAACGACCUUGUGACGACAGCGAAAGCUACUCAAUGUCAAAAUGCACCACAAGAUGUUUCUCUGACGAAUUGUUACGAAAAGCAGGCUGCUUGUUACCAUACGUCGCCAAUGUGAUCCCGAAUGCACCGACCUGCGAAACCCCAUCAUCCUACGUCGCAGCAGAAAAGGCCGCGAAGGAAUUAUUUUUCUCAGGGCAAUGGAACCCGAACGAUUGCCUUUGCGCUCGCAGUUGCGAUCAAACAUACUUCACGCCACAUGGGGAAGCUGUUCUUUCCAACGAAAACGCCAGUCGGAUACGAAUCUAUUACCAGGAAAUGACCUAUGAUGACAUCAGCGAAUCGUUCGCAUACACUGAAAUCCCUCUUCUUUGCGACAUCGGAGGUGCAUUGGGUCUCAUGCUGGGUGCAUCUGUCCUCACUUUUGUGGAAGUCCUGGAAACUUUUUGGUCAUUCGUUUUGAAGUUUAGAGGAAAGACUAAACGCAAAACGAAGAGCGCCAAGUCGAAUCAUUCUUUCAUGCCGACGUGAUUUCAUUCACUGGAAUUGAUUUCAUUCAUGGAUUGUGUGUUAUUAUGUAUGAGUCGAACUCAAAGGCUAGACGAUUCAGUUUAUUUCUGCUUAUGAUUCGCCGCCGCAACAUGAGCUAGACUACUGCUAGAGGGAUUUUCAGCGCGGGAAGCAGUUUCUCAAUUGCCGG